AAGGAAAAGAUGAAGUAGUACUCAAAGUGAUUGAUCCCCAAGAAAAAGCAUAUAAUAUGUCUGCCACAAAUCAAUCUUGUAUAUACUAAACCCUUACCAACAAGAUAUCAAAAUCUCCCAUUUCCAAAGCAAAGCAUAUCUUCUGGUUACUUCUUCUUCACCAAUGGCUUCCUCUACCAUCCACCUACAACCACCUCUGACAUUGUUCAUCUUCUUCACUACCCAGUUAUGGAAACUCCUCUUCAUCCACUGGGGUUCGCUCUUUUGCUUCUUCUCACCGUCUCUUCUUUCCAUCCAGGAGCUGAAGGAGGAGGUAUUGGGGUUAACUAUGGAACUGUAGCAGAUGAUCUUCCACCACCAGCUGAAGUGGCACAAUUCCUUGUAAAAUCCACCAUUAUCAACCGAAUUCGACUAUUCGACGCAAACCCAGAAAUCCUCAAAGCUUUUGCUCACACUGGAAUCUCAUUCACCAUUACUAUCCCCAACGAUCAAAUCCCACGUCUCACGAAGCUCGCCUCAGCCCAACAAUGGCUCAAAACCACCGUCCAACCCUACCUCCCGGCAACCAACAUAGUCCGAAUCUUAAUGGGCAACGAAGUCUUGGCCACCGCAAACAAGCUCCUAAUCGCCUCCCUCGUCCCCGCCAUGGAAACCCUCCACGCCGCCCUCGUCGACGCCGGACUCGACCGCCGAAUCAAGGUCUCCACCCCUCACUCCCUCGGAAUUCUCGCCUCUUCGAGUCCUCCGUCGACGGGAAAGUUCCGGCAAGGCUACGACAUCCAUGUGCUUAAACCCCUACUGGGUUUUCUCCAGUCGACCGACUCGCCUUUCAUGGUGAACCCGUACCCCUUUUUCGGGUCGUCGCCGGAAACGAUAGAUUACGCUCUGUUCCGAGUCAACGCCGGUGUCGUUGACCAAAACACAGAGCUCAAAUAUAGCAACAUGUUGGACGCUCAGCUAGACGCCGUGUAUUCGGCCAUGAAGGUUUUGGGGUUUUCGGAUCUCGAUAUCGUGAUCGCCGAAACGGGUUGGCCCUCAGACGGAGAUUUGCCCCAGAUCGGAGUCGAUCCGACCACAGCGGCGGAGUACAACGGGAACCUUUUGCAUCACGUGACUUCUGGUUCAGGCACGCCCCUCAUGCCGAACCGGACUUUCGAGACUUACAUAUUUGCUCUCUUUAAUGAGAAUCUCAAGCCCGGCCCAACAUGCGAGAGGAACUUUGGGCUUUUCAGGCCCGAUUUUACGCCAGUAUACGACAUUGGAAUUUUACGGCCCACGGCUCGAUCGUCCGUACCUGUUGAUCCAAUUCAAGACCCAGGGCAUAGCCCAAGCCCAAGACAAAGCCCAGGACCAAGUUCAAGCCCAGGCCCAAGCGCAGGACCAGUGGCGCCGUCACCGGAGACUCCGUCGCCACCACCGAAUGAGGAGGGGAGAGGCAGAGGGAAAGGUUGGUGUCUACCCAAAAUGGCGGCGGAUUCGGAAGACUUGCAAAGGAAUAUUGAUUAUGUGUGUGGGCUGGGCUUAGAUUGUGGCCCAAUCCAAGAAGGUGGGCCGUGCUUUUUACCCAACUCAGUCAGAGCCCAUGCAGCUUAUGCCAUGAACUUGUAUUACCAAGUAAUGGGAACGAACGGCUAUGCUUGUGAUUUCGAGAAAACUGGAGCAAUCUCCCACGUUGAUCCAAGCUAUGGAAAAUGCAAAUAUUGACUGACGCUGAAGAAAAUUCUAAUGGGAAUAAAUCUAGUUUUGUUUUUGUUCACACUCGUGCAACCUUAGAUAACUCUUUUUCCUCUAAUUAUUAUACGAUACAAAUUAUAUAAAAAUUAAAUAAAAUUCAUAAUAUUUUUCCUUUUUUUUUUGUUUCUAUUUUUGUUGGGCUGAAAGUCAUACACGUACAAAAUUAAUAAUACAUACUGUCCAACUGA
This is a messenger RNA of Humulus lupulus (European hop), 1922 nucleotides long. Its product is annotated as glucan endo-1,3-beta-glucosidase. Gene Ontology annotation, biological process: carbohydrate metabolic process. The record is from RefSeq and is a predicted model, not a curated record. Gene Ontology annotation, cellular component: plasma membrane. The coding region runs from base 229 to 1704 and encodes 491 amino acids. Gene Ontology annotation, molecular function: hydrolase activity, hydrolyzing O-glycosyl compounds. NCBI's taxonomy places the organism in Eukaryota, Viridiplantae, Streptophyta, Magnoliopsida, Rosales, Cannabaceae. The transcript is spliced from 4 exons.